Molecule: messenger RNA, 325 nt
Organism: Caenorhabditis sp. 36 PRJEB53466
Lineage: Eukaryota; Metazoa; Nematoda; Chromadorea; Rhabditida; Rhabditidae
Source: the annotation of a GenBank genome assembly
AUGAAAUAUCAUCUGGUAAGCACCCGUUCCCACUUCGUUCCGCUCCAUCCCUUCUCAGAUCUUCGUUCUCUUUCUGGCCUUCACCGUCUUCUCCGCGACAGCCAACAGGGACUGUCUGGUUGAGUAUCGUUGCACCGACGACGAAGUUUGCUGGAACGGAUCGUGUGUGAGGAAGGAUCCGUUCGCCGACACGAGACGACUCCGUUCCCAGUACGGAUACGAAGUGGCAAUGAAGUCGAAGCGAUGCGAGAGAUCCUCUGAUUGCGGUGGACUGGGCGGAGGCUACGUGUGCUCCAAGGGUUUCUGUCGACUCAUUCGCAAAUGA